Populus euphratica (Euphrates poplar) is the source of this 5634-nucleotide messenger RNA. RefSeq lists its product as uncharacterized. NCBI's taxonomy places the organism in Eukaryota, Viridiplantae, Streptophyta, Magnoliopsida, Malpighiales, Salicaceae. Gene Ontology annotation, biological process: recognition of pollen; protein phosphorylation. Gene Ontology annotation, molecular function: protein serine/threonine kinase activity; ATP binding. The transcript has 15 exons. The record is from RefSeq and is a predicted model, not a curated record. The coding region runs from base 201 to 5468 and encodes 1755 amino acids.
AUACAAGGUUUGCUCGAUAAUGAAAGAAUUUUCGAUGAAGAGGAGUGCAAGUUUACUCGUCCAAGUCCAACGGGACAAUGACAAAUGACUACUUCAGCUUUACUAAGCUUAACAACGCUGCAUGUCAAUUUUUGAAAAAAAAUAUAGAAAUUGCGUUGUCAUUUAGAAAUAAAGCUUACCAGUGGGUAGUGUACCUCUAAAUGGAACUAAUUAAUAUGAUCGCAAUUUUUUUUUUACAUGGGAGUAUUUCUACAUCUAAGUCUGACUUUGAAAUAAAAGAUGUGAGCUGCAAAGAAAUCAUGAGAACAACAAUGGAUCGCAUAGCUCCCAUAUUUCUCUUUUUAUUGUUGAUUAUUGAUACAUCCACUGCAAUUGACACCAUAAAAACAACUCAAUCCAUUAGAGAUGGUGACACUAUUCUUUCAGCUAAUGGAGCCUAUGAGUUGGGAUUUUUUAGCCCGGGGAAUUCUGCAAAUCGAUACCUGGGGAUAUGGUAUGCCAAAAUAUCUGUGAUGACUGUAGUUUGGGUUGCCAACAGAGAAACCCCACUUAAUGAUUCAUCAGGUGUUUUAAGGCUUACCAACCAAGGAAUUCUUGUCCUUUCAAAUCGGAACGGGAGCAUAGUUUGGUCUUCCGACUCAUCGAGACCUGCGACUAAUCCAACCGCUCAACUUCUGGACUCGGGAAACCUUGUCGUGAAGGAGGAGGGUGAUGAUAACCUGGAAAGUUCCUUGUGGCAGAGUUUUGAACAUCCAGCUGAUACAUUAUUGCCUGAAAUGAAGCUAGGACGGAAUAGAAUAACAGGGAUGGACUCUUACAUUACAUCCUGGAAGUCACCGGAUGAUCCUUCAAGAGGUAAUGUUUCAGAAAUUCUUGUUCCUUUUGGAUAUCCUGAGAUAAUUGUGGUGGAGAAUUCAAUUGUUAAGCACCGGUCUGGACCGUGGAAUGGUCUGAGGUUCAGUGGCAUGCCUCAAGCAAAACCAAAUCCCAAAUACUCAGUUGAAUUUGUUUUUAAUGAGAAGGAGAUAUUUUACAGAUAUCAUGUUCUCAGUAAGUCAAUGCCUUGGAGGGUCACGGUAACUCAGGGUGGUGAUGUCCAGCGCUUCACGUGGAUUGAACAAACACGAAGUUGGCUGCUUUAUCUCACCUUAAAUACCGAUAAUUGUGAACGUUAUGCGCUAUGUGGUGCAAAUGGUAUCUGUAGUAUCAACAGCUCUCCAAUGUGUGGUUGCUUGAAUGGAUUUGUACCAAAAGUUCAAAGCGAAUGGGAGUUGACGGACUGGUCAAGUGGUUGUGUUAGAAGGACUCCACUGAAUUGCUCUGGAGACUGGUUUCAAAAGGUCUCGGCUGUGAAAUUGCCUCAGACAAAAACAUCAUGGUUUAACAGGAGCAUGAAUCUUGAAGAUUGCAAGAACACGUGCUUGAAUAACUGCAGUUGUACAGCUUAUUCAAAUUUAGAUAUCAGGGAUGGAGGAAGUGGAUGCUUGCUCUGGUUCGAUGAUCUGCUAGAUGUCAGAAUACUUGUUAAAAAUGAACCAGAUAUUUAUACAAGGAUGGCUGCUUCAGAACCAGAUAACGGUUACGGCGCAAAGAUUGAAACGAAAGCCAAGGAGAAGAAAAGGAUCAUACUAAGCGUUGUGCUGUCUACAGGAAUUCUGUUCCUUGGCCUGGCCGUGGUCUUUUAUGUUUGGAAAGGGCAUCAGAUGAAAAACAGAAAAAUGACUGGUGCUUCGGGAAUAAGUUCAAAUAACAAGCACCAGAACAAAGAUCUGGAAUUAUUGUUGUUUACAAUAGAUACCUUGGCUUCUGCAACAAAUAACUUUUCUCUUAACAAUAUACUCGGGGAGGGAGGAUUCGGACAUGUUUAUAAGGGGACACUGAAAGAUGGACUUGAAAUAGCCGUGAAGAGGCUCUCUAAGAGUUCAAGACAAGGCCUCGAUGAGUUCAAAAAUGAAGUCAGGCAUAUAGUGAACCUUCAGCACCGGAAUCUAGUGAAGCUUCUAGGAUGCUGCAUUGAAGGAGAGGAAAAGAUGUUGAUUUACGAGUUCUUGCCCAACAAAAGCUUGGACUUCUUUAUUUUUGAUAACACACGGAGCGUGCUAUUAGAUUGGCCUAAGCGUUACAAUAUUAUCAAUGGGAUUGCUCGUGGACUACUUUAUCUUCACCAAGAUUCAAGACUAAGAGUAAUUCACAGAGAUCUAAAAGCCAGCAAUAUUUUAUUAGAUUACAACAUGCACCCAAAAAUUUCAGACUUCGGGCUGGCGAGAGGUGUUGAAGGAAAUGAAACUGAAUCCAAAACAAGGAAAGUGGUGGGGACAUAUGGCUACAUAUCUCCAGAGUAUGCGUUCCAUGGACUCUACUCAUUAAAAUCAGAUGUCUUCAGCUUUGGUGUAUUGGUGUUAGAGAUAGUGAGUGGCAACAGGAACAGAGGAUUCUAUCAUCCAGAUCACCAACUCAACCUAAUUGGACAUGCUUGGACACUGUUUAAUGAAGGCAGGCCAUUGGAACUGAUUGCGGAAAAGACGAUGGAAACAUGCAAUUUAUCUGAAGUGCUACGUGUGAUUCAACUGGGGCUAUUAUGCGUGCAACAAAGUCCUGAAGAUAGGCCAAGCAUUUCGUAUGUGGUUUUGAUGCUAGGUAAUGAAGAUGAAUUGCCUCCGCCUAAACAGCCGGGUUAUUUUACUGCAAGGGACGUUAUUGAAUCGAGCAAUCUACCAAGCCAAAGCAAACGAUAUUCAACAAACGAUUGCUCGAUUUCACUGGUAGAGAGGUUUUCUUUGAACAGGAUGGUUUUCUUUUGUACGAGGAAGCAAACCAAUCUGGUAGCAUGCUUCACAGGAUUUGCAGAAGCUAAAGCUAGAAAUUUUGGACUCAUCAUUAUUCUAAUUCAUCACUUGCUCACCAAAAAUCAAAGUAAAAGAAGCCAAGAAAUAAAAGUUGAUUCAAGCAUUACCAUGACAAAGUUCAGUGCAGCAAAAACUAUGAAUGCAUGUGUAGAUAGCACUUCUGCACUUCUUUACAUCUCUAUUUUGUUGCUGAUCAUUAAAAUAUCCACUGCGAUUGACACCAUAAAUACAACUCAAUCUAUCAGAGAUAUCGAUGGAGACAGCAUGGUCUCUGCUGAUGGGAGCUUUAAAAUGGGAUUUUUCAGCCCAGGCAGCUCCCAAAACCGAUACCUGGGUAUAUGGUUCAACAAGGUAUCCGUCAUGACUGUGGUUUGGGUUGCCAACAGGGAAAUCCCCCUCACCAAUUCAUCAGGUGUGUUAAGGGUUACUGGCGAUGGACUUCUAGUCCUGCUCAAUCACAACGAGAGCAUCAUUUGGUCUUCCAACGCCUCUAGGUCUGCAAGAUUUCCAGUAGCACAGCUUUUGGAUUCAGGGAAUCUUGUUGUCAAAGAAGAGGAUGAUAGUGACCUGGAAAACUCCUUGUGGCAAAGUUUCGAUUAUCCAUGUGAUACACUCCUGGCAGGGAUGAAGAUGGGAAGGAAUUCAAUAACAGGCUUUGAUCGGUACUUGACAUCAUGGAAGACAACUGACGAUCCAUCUAGAGGUAACUUUUCUUUUAGAUUUAAUCCUAGUGGAUAUCCUGAGCAAAUUCUGACAGAGAAUUCAAUUCGGCGGUAUCGGUCUGGACCCUGGAAUGGCCUGCGUUUUGGCGGUCCUCAAUUACGGCCAAACCCUGUAUACAAAUACGAGUUUGUUUUUAAUGACAAGGAGAUAUUUUACAGAUACCAGCUUCUUAACAAUUCAAUUCUUUCAAGGCUAGUGCUAACUCAAACUGGGGACGUCCAGCGUUUAACAUGGACCGAUGAAACAGGCAUCUGGGCGUUUUACCUUACACUAAUUGUUGAUGAUUGUAACCGAUAUGCUUUGUGUGGUGCAUAUGGGAGCUGUGAUAUUAACAACUCCCCAGCAUGUGGUUGCUUGAAAGGAUUUCUACCGAAAGUUCCAAGAACUUGGGACAUGAUGAACUGGUCAGAUGGUUGUGCUAGAAGGACUCCACUAAACUGCACAGGAGAUUUGUUUCGAAGGUAUUCUGGCGUAAAGCUGCCAGAGACGAGAAAAUCGUGGUUUAAUAAGAGCAUGAAUCUUGAGCAAUGCAAGAGCAUGUGUAUGAAGAACUGCUCAUGUACAGCUUAUGCAAAUCUGGACAUCAGGGAAGGAGGAAGUGGGUGCCUGCUUUGGUUCAGUGACUUGAUUGAUAUUAGACAAUUCAAUGAUAACGGGCAGGACAUUUAUAUAAGGAUGGCUGCAUCAGAACAAGAUCACAAUGAUAAAGAGGGGACUGAAUCCAAUAAAACGAAACAUAUGAGGAUCAUAGUGAUCUCUGUGGUAUCAGCAGGGAUGCUGCUUCUUGGCAUAGUCUUGGUUCUACUUGUUCGAAAAAAGAAGCAGCAGAAGGGCAGAAAAGUGACAGGUAUUCUUGAAGGAAGAAGAGAUGAUACCUGCAUGAAGGAAGAUCCAGAACUUCAGCUGUUCGAUUUCGGUACAAUUGCUUGUGUCACCAACAACUUUUCUCUUACCAAUAAACUAGGAGAAGGGGGUUUCGGACCUGUUUAUAAGGGAAUGCUAGAAGAUGGACAAGAAAUAGCUGUGAAGAGGCUCUCAAAGAGCUCAAGACAAGUACUUGAUGAGUUCAAGAAUGAGGUCAUGCAUAUUGCAAAACUUCAACACCGGAAUCUGGUUAAGCUUUUGGGAUGCUGCAUGGAAGCAGAUGAAAGGAUGUUGAUUUACGAGUUCAUGCCUAAAAAAAGCUUGGACAUCUUUAUUUUUGAUCGAACACAUAGCUCACUACUGGACUGGCCACAGCGCUAUCACAUUAUCAACGGGAUUGCUCGUGGACUUCUUUAUCUUCACCAAGAUUCACGACUAAGAAUAAUCCACAGAGAUUUGAAGGCCAGCAAUAUCUUAUUAGACAACAGCAUGAACCCAAAAAUUUCAGACUUUGGCCUCGCUAGAAGUUUUGGAGAAAAUGAAACUGAAGCCAACACAAAAAGGGUGGUGGGAACAUAUGGCUACAUAUCACCAGAGUACGCAAUUGAUGGGCUCUACUCAGUGAAAUCUGAUGUCUUCAGCUUUGGUGUAUUGGUGCUAGAGAUUAUGAAUGGGAACAGGAAUAGAGGAUUCUGUCAUCCAGACCACCACCUCAACCUUCUUGGCCAUGCAUGGAGACUAUUUACAGAAGGCAGGUCUUCUGAACUAAUUACUGAACCAAUAGCAGAAUCAUGCAAUUUAUCAGAAGCGCUUCGUUCAAUUCAUGUGGGUUUAUUAUGCGUGCAAUGCCAUCCAAAUGAUAGGCCAGGCAUGUCAUCUGUGGUUUUAAUGUUGAGUGGUGAAGGUAAAUUGCCUCAGCCAAAACAACCAGGUUUCUUUACUGAAAGAACUUUGGUUGAAGCAAAUUCUUCAUCAAUAAAGAACACAUCAUGUUCAGUCAAUGAUUCCACCAUAACCCUAUUAGAGGCAAGAUAGAAACUUUUUUCUUUUUUUUGGUCACUGAUUUAUUUUGUUUCUUGUCAUGUUCACAGAAACUAGUGUUCUUUUUAGGCUCAUUCGUCUCUGCUAUUUGCAUAGAUUAUUGGGUCCAUGUACGAAAACGACAGUUAGAUACUUUUGUUAGCAACAUCAACUUGAAAAA